Molecule: messenger RNA, 1620 nt
Organism: Dissoconium aciculare CBS 342.82
Lineage: Eukaryota; Fungi; Ascomycota; Dothideomycetes; Mycosphaerellales; Dissoconiaceae
Product: MFS general substrate transporter
Exons: 1
Coding region: 300-1550 (416 amino acids)
Biological process (GO): transmembrane transport
Molecular function (GO): transmembrane transporter activity
Source: RefSeq, a predicted model, not a curated record
AAGAAGCAAAAGCGAGCGGUCCAAACGCAGCCGUGGUCCGACGCAUGCGUUUGGCAAACGAUAAGCUACGGACCUUGGAAAUCCGGUGACCGCCUUCGGAUCCCCACCCACCGUUGCCGGGUAAUGAAGAAAAACGAUAAAGUUGUCAGGACAAUCCCAUUCGAGUUGUGUUGUGCGACACAAUUGUCAUUAUCGAGGACUCUGAAAUAAGACUAUCGAUCCAACUCGCAUUUCCAUCGCAAGGUCUUCGUGAGGUUCAGGAUCAAGCAGGGUAGCCCAAGGGUAAACGAUCGCCAAUCAUGCAUCUCCACACUCUGAAGGAACUCGACAAUUCAGAGGGUACAGUGCAACUCCAUGACGUCCAAUCACAAGGCGAAAUCAUCCUCCAUCCAGCACCCAAUGCAAACGAUCCAAAUGACCCCUUGCGAUGGCCCAAGACAAAGAAAUACAUCUGCUUCGCCAGUGUCUGCGCUUUCACCUUCCUCACAAAUUAUGGCAUCGGCGGACUCGCGCCAGCAUUCUACCGGAUCAGUCUCCAAUUCAACAAAACCCCUCAUGAAACGAGUAAUCUGCUGCUCUGGCCCGUUCUGGUGCUCGGAAUUUCGAAUUUCUUCUGGGUGCCCAUGUCGAAUUACCUAGGCAAGCGGCCGAUCUUCGUCUUCUCCACGUUGCUGCUAUGCGUUUCAUUCUUGUGGGGUGCUCUCGCAAAAGACUACACCAGUCUGCUAUGGAGUAGCAUUGUCGCCGCGUUCGCAGGAUCUGCAUCAGAGGCCGUCGCUGCGGGUCUUGUGAAUGAUCUGUUCUUCACGCACGAGCGAGGUAACCUCUUUGGAUGGUACAUGAUUGCUAUCUCCGGCGGCAACGACAUUGGUCCGCUGAUCUGUGGUUUCAUCGUCGGUGGUACUUCGUGGCGAGUACACAAAUGGGUGUCGUUCGGUCUUGCUGCACUCAACUUUCUCACAGUAUUGCUUUUGUGCCCAGAGACACGUUAUCAACGCGACAACCUCUUAUCUUCAGCCUCGAUUGUAGACUCAGCUCCGGGAAGUCCGUCUGGUGAAAAGGAAACGAUUAAAAUCCACGAAAGCAGUGAUGAGCCCGCGCAAGUGGCAAAGAAGACGUUCCUGCAAGAUUUGAGCUUGUUCUCAGGAACAUGUCAGCAGACCAGCCUUGUGAAGCUGUUCCUGAGACCACUGCCGAUGAUCGUAUACCCAGCUGUUAUUCUCGCAUUUUUGGGAUUUGCCGUAAGCUUGGCGUGGGUGGUCGCCAUCAACAUCCUCAAUAGCUUCAUUCUUCAGGCCCCACCGUACAAUUGGUCCGCUGGAAUCAAUGGCUUGAUCAACAUCCCUGCUCUCAUUGGAAACUUGUUUGGAUCCUGGAUCGGAGGCUGGGCAGUUGAUCGCUACUCUGAUUGGCAGAGUCGCCGGAAUAAUGGAGUGUUCCAGCCUGAAACCCGGCUGCAUCUGCUCUGGGUUCCCGCUGUGUUGGUUCCAAUUGGUCUGUUGGCCUUUGGAUACGGUGUCGAGAGGCAUCUCCAUUGGACUUCUCUGUGAGUAUUGACGUUGAUAUUGAUCACAGAAUUGCUGCUAACGAUAUGAUAGCUUCUUUGGAAAUGGACUUGUC